Messenger RNA from Yarrowia lipolytica CLIB122, 2973 nucleotides. RefSeq lists its product as uncharacterized. Lineage: Eukaryota; Fungi; Ascomycota; Dipodascomycetes; Dipodascales. The record is from RefSeq and is a predicted model, not a curated record. Gene Ontology annotation, biological process: mismatch repair; mitotic recombination. Gene Ontology annotation, molecular function: mismatched DNA binding; ATP binding; ATP-dependent DNA damage sensor activity. Gene Ontology annotation, cellular component: nucleus.
AUGAAACGAUCGAAACAAGCGACACUGAGUCGAUUUUUCAAGAAGCCCAAAACAGGGGCCGACGCUGUGCACACCGAAGCGGUGAUCGGCAAAAAACCUACAGACUCUGGUUCUCCAGCUGAGCAAAAGGACGCCAAAUCACCUCAGCAAGUCACAGAUGAGCCGCCCCUGGAGCCGGUGACAGUAACGACAGACGUCGUUGCCAUGGACACGCAGCCUGAUUUAUCAAUUGGAUCUGAAAUCAACUCCAAGUCUCGUCCAAAAUCCUUGGCGAGUUUCAAGAGCGGCAAGUCAAUUAACACUGAUCACAACCCUGAGCUCAAGCAGAAGUUCAGAGCGAAGCUCGAGCUAGUUAGAAACAAGAAUGAUGAAGACUUGCCAGUGAUUACGAAAAAGACGAAGCUGAACGCUACAGAGUUCCAGUGGUACGAAAUCAAGAAGCAGCAUCGAGACACAUUGUUGUUUGUGCAGGUGGGCUACAAAUACCAUAUCUACGGCGAUGACGCAGAAAUUGCUCACGCCCAAACACGCCUAUUCCUCAGUCCAGGUAUCACAAACCUGAAGGAUAUCGGAAACGAUGGAGUAGUCCAACAAGGCAGCAAGUACAUCAAGCUAGCCUACUCCUCGUUUCCAGUGCACAGAAUCGACUUUUACACGAAACAACUGGUUGAGAAGGGAUUCAAGGUGGGCCAUGUGCAGCAGAUGGAGGUGGCAGCAUUGAAGAAUGUUGAGAACAAAAAGGGACCUAUGAUCAGAGAACUCACCAACACGUUCACUAAGGGAACAUAUAUCGAGAGUGGAAAUGGGGGCAGUGUGAAUGAUGUGCAGUACUCCUCGUACUUAGUGGCAUUGCACGAGAGCAAGGGGGACAAGCCUACUGUCACAUUGCUCGCUACGGAGGUGUCUACUGGUGACGUCAUCUGGGACUCGUUCAAUGAUGACUACGUAAAGUCCGAACUCGAGAUAAGGCUUUUGACGUUAGCACCAUGCGAAAUUUUGAACUGCGGCGUUAGCUCGAGUACGCUCAAAAUGUGCCAGAAGUAUAUGCAUCGGAACAAGGGUCGACUGGCUGAGAUGAAUGUUCUUGAGGAGGAAGUGGAAGAUCCAGAUGCCCAGGUCGCACUGUUCUUUGAGGGAAAAGCAAAUGCAGGUACUUGUUCUACUGUUCUGGAACUACCUGCCAUGGUGAAAACACUGAUCCUCGCUACUUCGCGCUACCUUACCCAUUGUAAGCUCGACUCACUCUUUUUGUUGACAAACAACUUCACUAGAUACACAGGCAGCUACAUGCGCCUCUCGGCCAAUACAGUGGCAUCCUUGGAGCUGUUUGCUAAUACCACAGAUCACACAGCUAAGGGUUCAUUAUUCUGGGUUCUGAACAGAUGUCUUACUGUUUUCGGCAGCCGUGAGCUCAAGAAGUGGGUAUCGCGGCCUCUUACCGACAGAACUGCGAUUCUUCAACGACUUAGUGCGGUGGAAGCUAUCAUCAAAAGCAUAUAUGGAGCUGAAUCAGACGAGCUGACCACGUUGAUCAACAAGUUGGUGAAGCUCCUCAAACCUAUUCCUGACCUUAGCAAGAUGCUCAUGAGACUCCACUACGGUCAGCUCAACAGAAAGGAGGUGUAUUUACUGCUUCGGGAACUGUUGUUUGUUGCCCAAGAGUUCAAGCCUGGCAGUGGCGACAAGUACAUCGACACCAACCCUGUGUUAGGUGAAAUUUUUAAUUCUCUGGGUAUUCACGUGAGUGAUAUUGAGAAACUUCUGGAGGAGAUUAACCCUGAUGCAGCGCGACAAGACGAGGCUCUCACGUUCUUUGUGACCGACCCCCCGAGCUUGGUAGAUCGCAAGAAAGACCUUAAGAAAGUGGAAGCCGAGCUUCAAAUUGAGUUGCUAGCACUCCGAGCGGAACUCAACCGCCCCAAGCUGCAAUACUCUUCCGUGGCUGGUAUUGAUUACUUGAUUGAAGUUGCAAACAAGGACACCAAGAAGCUACCUCUUGAAUGGACGAAGAUUAGUGGCACAAAGUCUGUGUCACGAUUCAGGACACCCACGCUCAACAGUCUAGUUAAGAGGCACGAAUACUGCGUGGAGAAACUCAAGGCUGCCUGCGAUAUCGAGUUCAACAUGUUCCGGUCGCGGUGUGCCACCCACUAUGAGUUCUUCAGAUCUAUGGUUGUAGCCAUGUCUCAAUUCGACUGCCUAUUUGCAUUGGCUAAGGUCAGUGGACAGUCGGGGUGGGUCAAGGCAGACUACGUCGACGAAGGUGGUAUUGACUUGAAGGAUUCCCGCCACGUAAUCACCGAGAAGCUGAUGACCAAUUACAUCUCCAAUGACAUCAAAAUUAGAUGCCCUACCGUCGUUACAGGCCCUAACAUGGGAGGUAAGUCAAGUUUGGUCCGACAGAUCGCUCUAUCAGUUCUCCUGGCACAUAUCGGGUGCUACGUGCCUGCCUCGAAGGCCCAGAUUCCUAUCACAGACUCUAUCCUGUGUCGUAUGGGGGCUCAGGAUAACAUUAUGAGUGGCCAAUCUACCUUCAUGGUGGAGUUGUGUGAAUGUGCAGAGAUUCUCAGGAAUGCUACCAGCAAAUCUCUAGUAUUACUGGAUGAGAUUGGCCGAGGAACCACCACUACAGAUGGUAUCGCGAUUGCUCAUUCUGUACUGAAACAUUUCAUCGAGCUUGAAGCAUUGACAUUAUUUAUUACUCAUUAUCCCCUAGGUCAGUUGCUUGAUAGUGAAGAUAGCAAUAAGUGCGACCUCGUGCACAUGGAUAUUACCAACACCAACCCUCCCAUUUUCACAUACAAGAUGAAGCCUGGCAGUGCCACAGACAGCUAUGGUCUAAACGUGGCUGGACUAGCUGGUAUUCCCCAAGCUAUCAUCAACAGAGCUGAAGAAAUGGGCAAAGAUAUGAAGCACGAUGUUAUGUAUCAGGAAGGAGUGAGAAUGCUCACUGAUAUCAAAAAGGUGAUGUGA